Molecule: messenger RNA, 1456 nt
Organism: Aspergillus nomiae NRRL 13137
Lineage: Eukaryota; Fungi; Ascomycota; Eurotiomycetes; Eurotiales; Aspergillaceae
Product: putative endoplasmic reticulum DnaJ domain protein Erj5
Exons: 3
Coding region: 98-1294 (398 amino acids)
Cellular component (GO): endomembrane system
Source: RefSeq, a predicted model, not a curated record
GUGUGUGUGUUGGCCUCCCUGAGUCAUUCCCCGGCGCUCCUCUCCUUCCAAUUGACUUCGGGUUCAGCGGCUUGACCGCUCCCCUCCUCGCUAAAAGAUGAAGUCCACAGCACUCCGCUUGGUCGUGUUCGCUGUCCUGUUUGUUCUUGCGACGGCCUGGACUAAGGAAGACUAUGAAAUCUUCUCCCUCCGCGAUGAAGUUGCCGCGACAGAGGGUACAAACAUAACAUUUUACGAUUUCCUCGGUGUCCAACCCAAUGCGAACCAGGACGACAUCAACAAAGCAUAUCGUAAGAAAUCUCGCCUCUUACACCCGGACAAAGUCAAGCGAUCCUUCAUCGCCAAUGCUUCCAAGGAUAAAUCCCGAGCCAAAAACAAGCAGCCGGGCGUCCACGUCAACCAGGGCCCGAGCAAGCGUGAGAUUGACGCUGCUGUGAAGAAGGCUCAUGACCGUGCUUCCCGCUUGAAUACCGUUGCGAAUAUCCUUCGUGGGCCGGGCCGGGAGCGUUAUGACUACUUCUUGAAAAAUGGCUUCCCCAAGUGGAAGGGUACCGGUUAUUACUAUUCGCGCUUUCGUCCGGGGCUAGGAUCCGUCUUGACUGGCCUGUUUUUGGCUUUUGGAGGUGGUGCCCAUUAUGCUGCAUUGAUCCUUGGUUGGAAACGCCAGCGCGAGUUCGUUGAUCGGUAUAUUCGUCAGGCGAGGAGGGCUGCCUGGGGAGAUGAGCUAGGGGUUCGUGGUAUCCCAGGCGUGGAUUCUGCCGAUGCUACCGCGGCGGCCCCAGGUCCAACACCCGAAGCGGAAGCGAGUGCAAUGCCUAUAAAUCGUCGCCAGAAACGCAUGAUGGAGAAGGAGAAUCGCAAGGAAACCAAAAAAGGAAACCGGGCAAGUUCCCGAAACUCUGGUACCGCGACCCCGACAGGCGAGACCGUGGAGCCAUCCGGAGAGAGGAAAAGGGUGAUCGCGGAGAAUGGCAAGGUCCUGAUCGUUGAUUCCGUUGGCAAGGUGUUCUUGGAGGAGGAAACGGAAGACGGUGAGCGGCAGGAAUUCCUACUUGAUAUUGAUGAAAUACAGCGCCCUACGGUGCGCGACACGAUGCUGUUCCGGGUACCCAUCUGGUUUUAUCAUAAAACUGCUGGCAGAUUGCUCGGACCUUCCAGCGCCGUAGAUGGCGAGAUCGUCGAUGAGGAGCCGUCCGAGGUACUGGAACAGACUGUUGAGCAAGCUAAUGACUCUGCCGUGGCACCUAAAAGUCGAGUAUCGAGAAGACGAGGAAAACGCUCUCAGAAGUCUUGACGUGACUGAUAUAGAAAGCAUCCCGUUUUCUGUAUGACUAAUUAUCUUUUAAAUUUGGAUCCUCGAUGCUUGUCUUCAAGGAGUCAUCAUUCCUAACAUGUAUAAAUGAAAGUCCAGUACUCUAGGUAUGAAACUACAUACCAUUGAGCCCCUCGCAAUCAA